AUCUCUUUCCCGGCCAUCUUCCUCCCUCAUUGAGAAGCCGGUUACGAACUCAACGCCACAAAAAUGCCGAAACUAACCUUUUUAUUUGCCAAAAUUCCACUCCCCGCUCUGUUUCUCCUCCUCGUCCUCUCCUUACCCUUUCAAGUAAUUUCCCAAAAUCUGGACGAUGAACGAUCAAUCCUACUAGACGUUAAACAACAACUCGGCAAUCCACCGUCACUCCAAUCGUGGAAUUCCUCAUCCUCGCCCUGUGAUUGGCCGGAAAUUAAAUGCACCGACAAUACCGUCUCUGCAAUUUCACUCCACAAUAAGGCCAUCAGCGAGAAAAUUCCAGCCACGAUUUGUGACCUCAAGAACCUCAUCGUACUUGACCUCUCCAACAAUGACAUUCCCGGCGAGUUCCCGGAUAUUCUCAAUUGUUCCAAGCUUGAAUAUCUGCUCUUGUUGCAAAACUUCUUCGCGGGUCCAAUUCCAGCUGAUAUUGAUCGACUUUCACGUCUCCGGUACCUGGACCUCACCGCAAACUUCUUCUCUGGAGAUAUUCCCGCAGCAAUUGGGCGGCUACGGGAGCUGUUCUACUUGUUUCUGGUCGAAAAUGAGUUCAACGGCACCUGGCCAACAGAGAUUGGUAAUUUGGCGAAUCUUGAACAUUUGGCCAUGGCCUAUAAUGACAAAUUCAUGCCCUCAGCCCUUCCAAAAGAGUUUGGCGCAUUGAAGAAGCUGAAGUAUCUGUGGAUGACGGACGCGAAUUUGAUCCGCGAAAUACCGGAGAGCUUCAACAAUCUGUCGAGUCUGGAACACUUGGAUCUCUCACUCAACAAAUUGGAAGGUACGAUCCCGGGAGGCAUGCUUACGUUGAAGAAUUUGACCAAUUUGUAUUUAUUCAAUAAUAGAUUGUCCGGCCGCAUUCCUUUAUCCAUAGAAGCUCUCAACUUGAAAGAAAUUGAUCUUUCAAAGAACUAUUUGACGGGGCCGAUACCAGCGGGUUUCGGGAAGCUACAAAAUUUGACGGGUUUGAAUCUUUUCUGGAAUCAGUUGUCAGGAGAGAUACCAACAAAUAUAAGCCUCAUUCCUACACUGGAAACCUUCAAAGUUUUUAGCAAUCAAUUGAGUGGAGUUUUGCCUCCAGCAUUUGGCCUUCAUUCGGAGCUCAAAAGCUUUGAGGUUUGCGAGAAUAAACUAAGCGGGGAAUUACCUCAACAUUUAUGCGCUAGGGGGGCUUUGCUUGGAGUGGUUGCUUCCAACAACAAUCUCAGCGGGGAAGUGCCCAAGUCCCUCGGGAAUUGCAGAAGUUUGCUCACCAUUCAGCUUUCCAACAAUCGCUUUUCAGGUGAGAUUCCUUCCGGCAUCUGGACAUCCCCGGACAUGAUAUGGGUGAUGUUAGCUGGAAAUUCAUUCUCGGGGACACUUCCAAGUAAAUUGGCAAGGAAUUUGUCCAGAGUGGAGAUCAGUAACAACAAGUUUUCUGGUCCAAUUCCUGCUGAAAUCUCUUCUUGGAUGAACAUAGCUGUGCUCAAUGCCAGCAACAAUAUGUUGUCAGGAAAAAUUCCAGUGGAAUUGACCAGUCUUCGGAACAUCUCUGUUCUGUUGCUUGAUGGGAAUCAAUUCUCGGGUGAGCUUCCCUCCGAGAUCAUCUCAUGGAAGUCGCUCAAUAAUUUGAAUCUCUCAAGAAACAAACUUUCUGGCCCAAUUCCCAAGGCAUUAGGUUCUUUACCUAACCUUAAUUACCUCGACCUGUCAGAAAACCAGUUCUCAGGUCAAAUUCCUCCUGAACUUGGUCAUUUGACGCUUAAUAUCCUCGAUCUAUCGUUCAACCAACUCUCUGGGAUGGUCCCCAUUGAGUUUCAAUAUGGAGGAUAUGAACACAGUUUCUUGAACGAUCCCAAGCUGUGUGUCAAUGUUGGCACUCUGAAACUCCCUAGAUGUGAUGCCAAAGCUGUUGACUCCGACAAAUUGUCAACUAAAUAUCUCGUUAUGAUCCUAAUUUUCGUUGUAUCUGGUUUCCUAGCUGUUGUUUUGUUCACCCUGCUCAUGGUUCGAGAUGAUAAUAGGAAGAAUCACAGUCGAGACCAUACAGCUUGGGAGGUUACCCAAUUCCAAACACUAGAUUUCAAUGAACAGUACAUAUUGACCAGUUUGACGGAAAAUAAUUUGAUCGGACGCGGUGGGUCAGGGGAAGUAUACCGAAUUGCUAAUAACCGUUCUGGUGAACUCCUAGCGGUUAAAAGGAUUUGUAAUAAAAGGAAAUUGGAUCACAAGCUUCAGAAACAAUUCAUAGCAGAAGUCAGGAUAUUGGGCGCCAUACGCCAUUCCAAUAUAGUGAAGUUGUUGGGUUGCAUAUCAAAUGAAAGUUCAUGCCUUCUUGUUUAUGAGUACAUGGAGAAGCAGAGUUUGGAUAGAUGGCUUCAUGGGAAAAAGCAGAGAACAUCGUCCAUGACAAGUUCAGUCCAUAACUUUGUCUUGGAUUGGCCAACAAGGUUGCAGAUUGCCAUCGGAGCUGCAGAAGGCCUACGCCACAUGCAUGAAUACUAUUCUGCCCCGAUCAUACACCGAGAUGUGAAGUCCAGCAACAUCUUGCUAGAUGCUGAGUUCAACGCGAAAAUUGCGGAUUUUGGAUUGGCCAAGAUGUUGGUCAAGCGAGGAGAGCCCAACACCAUGUCAGGAAUUGCAGGCUCUUAUGGAUAUAUUGCCCCUGAGUUUGCUUAUACAAGAAAGGUGAACGAGAAGAUCGAUGUAUACAGCUUUGGAGUAGUCUUGCUUGAGCUGGUGAGUGGGAGAGAACCCAACAGCGUGAACGAGCACAAGUGCCUCGUAGAAUGGGCAUGGGAUCAGUUCAGAGAAGAGAAAAGCAUUGAGGAAGUGGUGGAUGAGGAGAUCAAGGAACGAUGUGACAGAGCACAAGUGACCACUCUCUUCAACCUAGGCGUCAGGUGCACUCAGACAUCACCAUCAGAUAGGCCCACAAUGAAGAAGGUUCUGGAAAUUCUUCAACGGUGCAGUCAGCACUCAGCAGGGCCAUUGAAGAAGAAAAAGGACCAUGAAGUUGCACCCCUGCUUCGAAAUGGCACUUAACCCACCACUCACAAGCAUAGCAACAAGGGAUCAGACAACGGAGAUGACGAUAUCUUGGUUUGAAAUUUACAGUCUGUACCUGAAUCUCAUAAGAAAGCUUGUAAAUAAAGCCAAUGGCUGGCUUCCCUAGCAAAAUCCAUGGUACAAAUGCGUUGUUUCUUCAAUGGAGUCUCAUGCAAUUUUGUUUCUUCCCUGGUUGAAGGCCACUGUGCUGUCUACCAAAGAAUGUUUUGUUUACUGUAAAAAAAAUAAUAAAAGAAAAUUAAAUA
Vitis riparia (riverbank grape) is the source of this 3341-nucleotide messenger RNA. RefSeq names its product receptor-like protein kinase 5. Bases 64 to 3072 code for a protein of 1002 amino acids. The transcript has 2 exons. NCBI's taxonomy places the organism in Eukaryota, Viridiplantae, Streptophyta, Magnoliopsida, Vitales, Vitaceae. Gene Ontology annotation, biological process: protein phosphorylation. Gene Ontology annotation, molecular function: ATP binding; protein kinase activity; receptor serine/threonine kinase binding. The record is from RefSeq and is a predicted model, not a curated record.